Messenger RNA from Eubalaena glacialis (North Atlantic right whale), 1541 nucleotides. RefSeq names its product N-acyl phosphatidylethanolamine phospholipase D (gene NAPEPLD). The transcript is spliced from 5 exons. Gene Ontology annotation, molecular function: N-acylphosphatidylethanolamine-specific phospholipase D activity; zinc ion binding. Gene Ontology annotation, biological process: N-acylphosphatidylethanolamine metabolic process; N-acylethanolamine metabolic process. Gene Ontology annotation, cellular component: membrane-bounded organelle; cytoplasm. Bases 116 to 1537 code for a protein of 473 amino acids. The record is from RefSeq and is a predicted model, not a curated record. NCBI's taxonomy places the organism in Eukaryota, Metazoa, Chordata, Mammalia, Artiodactyla, Balaenidae.
CGCUGGCGGGGCUGCCAGAUUCGAAGGACACAAUGAGUGAGUGACCCGGCAACGUGGAGCGGAAUCUAGCUCGGCCGGGGCCCCGCGCGACGUGGGGGCGCCCGGUGGGCCUCAGAUGCGGCGCCGGCUCACCCCCAGGAUGGUGAGGCGGCGAGCGCUGAGGCGCUGCCUGCAGCUGUUAACGCCCUCGGCGGAGCCGGUGCGGCGGAGCCGGGGGCGGAGAAACCCGGGCGCUGGCCACCGUCGCCCCUUCCGCUGCCCGGGGGCGCUGUGUCCCGUAGCCGAAGAGCAGCAGCAGAGGCGGCGGCGGCGCGCGCGCCUGACCGACCAUCGCGUCAGCUCUUCACGAAAGGACAUGGAUGAAAAUGAAAGCACCCAGUCCCUGAGGACAAGUUGCCAAUAUCCUAAAGAAGCAGUAAGAAAGCGCCAAAAUUCACGGAAUUCUGGAGGAAGUGAUUCUUCUAGGUUUUCCAGGAAGAGUUUCAAACUGGAUUACAGACUAGAAGAAGAUGUAACUAAAUCAAAGAAAGGAAAGGAUGGGAGAUUUGUUAACCCUUGGCCAACAUGGAAAAAUCCCUCUAUUCCAAAUGUUCUCAGAUGGCUGAUGAUGGAAAAAGAUCACAGCAGUGUUCCAUGCUCCAAAGAGGAGCUCGAUAAAGAACUCCCAGUGCUUAAGCCGUAUUUUAUCGAUGACCCUGAAGAAGCUGGAGUGAGGGAAGCUGGCUUAAGAGUCACGUGGCUGGGACACGCGACAGUGAUGGUGGAAAUGGACGAGCUCAUCUUGCUCACGGACCCCGUCUUCAGCGCUCGGGCCUCCCCGUCGCAGCGCGUGGGUCCCAAGCGGUUCCGUCGCCCCCCUUGCACCGUCGGUGAACUGCCCCGGGUAGACGCGGUCCUCAUCAGCCACAACCACUACGACCACCUGGACCACAGUUCUGUCGUCGCUCUGAACGAGCGAUUUGGUAAUGAGCUGAGGUGGUUUGUGCCUCUGGGGCUCCUGGACUGGAUGCAGAAGUGUGGCUGUGAGAACGUGAUCGAGCUGGACUGGUGGGAGGAGAACUGCGUCCCCGGACACGACCGGGUGACGUUUGUGCUCACCCCUUCCCAGCACUGGUGUAAGAGGACUCUGACGGACGACAACAGGGUUCUCUGGGGCAGCUGGUCUGUCUUGGGGCCCUGGAACCGAUUCUUUUUCGCAGGAGACACUGGUUAUUGCUCUGCUUUUGAAGAGAUAGGAAAAAGAUUUGGACCUUUUGACCUUGCAGCUAUUCCCAUUGGAGCGUAUGAACCAAGGUGGUUUAUGAAAUACCAGCAUGUAGACCCAGAAGAGGCUGUAAAGAUUCACAUUGAUGUGCAGACAAAGAGAUCUGUGGCAAUUCACUGGGGAACUUUUGCCUUAGCAAAUGAGCAUUACUUAGAACCUCCAGUGAAACUGAGUGAGGCUCUAGAAAGAUAUGGACUUAAGACUGAAGAUUUUUUUGUCUUGAAGCAUGGAGAGUCAAGAUACCUUAAUACUGAUGAUGACAACUUUGAGUAAAUAU